Messenger RNA from Monoraphidium neglectum, 492 nucleotides. RefSeq names its product Monothiol glutaredoxin-S15. The record is from RefSeq and is a predicted model, not a curated record. Bases 1 to 492 code for a protein of 163 amino acids. Lineage: Eukaryota; Viridiplantae; Chlorophyta; Chlorophyceae; Sphaeropleales; Selenastraceae. The transcript has 5 exons.
AUGCAGCGCGCGGCUCAGCACGCAGUGGCCCUCACUACCAGGCGAUGCGCGGGCUGGGGAGCAGCGGCGUCGUGGCAGCAGGCUCGAGGCUUCGCGAUCGGCACCGACACUGGCAACGACACGCACGAUGAUUUCAAGCCAAAGUACAAGGCAGAGCCGGCUUCGGACGCUGCGGAGCAGAUCAAGCGGGACAUUGCGGCCAACAAGGUGUUCAUUUACAUGAAGGGCACGCCAGACGCGCCGCAGUGCGGCUUCAGCAAUAUGGCAUGCCGCAUCCUGGACGCUUACGGCCUCAAGUAUGGGUCCAGCAACGUGCUAGCUGACGCGGGCAUCAGGGAGGGGGUCAAAAAGUUCACGGACUGGCCGACCAUCCCGCAGGUGUUUGUGAAGGGCGAGUUCAUCGGCGGCAGCGAUGUCCUGAUGGAGAUGCACAACAGCGGGGAGAUGGCCAAGCUGGUGGAGUCACUAGAGACCGACGCCGGCAAGCAGUAG